AAUAAAAUAAUAAUAAUAAUAAAUUGGUGUGUUCUACUUCAAAUUGGGCAGCUUUUUGCUGUAAACUGAAAACCCCCUUUGAAACAAUGACGAUGAAUGGGUGCCGUAUUUCGCAGCAAUUGAGAGAAUACAAUCCUCGCCAAUUUGGGAUUUGCAGUCUCACUAACAACACUAAAUGUUGUUUCUACUACAACAGAGUUCGCCCCCCUCAGCCGCCGCCUCGUAUUUUCCCUUUCCUCUUUAAUUACACCUCUGCCCCCCAACGGUUUUCGAAAUUCCACUUAUUGGGCACGAAUUCGUCUUCUUCUUCUUCUUCUUCUUCGUCGUCGUUUGUUACGAAUAAUAAUAAUAAUGAAGAUUUGGUCUCUUCCAUUAACAAGGAAGUUUGCACUCAAGAUAUUUUAUCUGACUCGUUGAGCCGAGCUGAAAAUGAUGAGAAUUCUCUCUCUGAAGGAUUAGCAGUAGCAGGGGGAAUAGUAGCAUUGGGAAAGUUUGAUGCCCUUCAUAUCGGUCAUCGGGAACUUGCAAUCCAAGCGGCAAAGAUUGGAGUUCCAUUUCUUUUGUCAUUUGUUGGAAUGGCAGAGAUACUUGGGUGGGAACCUAGGGCUCCAAUAGUUGCCAAAUGCGAUCGGAAGAGGGUUCUCUCAUCGUGGGCCCCACUUUGUGGUAAUAUUGUACCUAAGGAGUUCCAGAUCGAUUUUUCUAAAGUUCGAAGUCUUAGUCCACAGCAAUUUGUCGAGAAGUUAGCCGAGGAACUUGGAGUUGCUGGUGUUGUGGCGGGUCAAAAUUACCGAUUUGGAUACAGAGCUGCAGGUGAUGCAUCUGACCUGGUACGACUGUGCAACGAGUAUGGCAUGAGAGCUUCUAUAAUAAAUUCAGUCAUGGACAAUAACCAAGAAUCUGUGAACGAAACAUUUUCUAGCAAUUCACACGAGAAAGGACAGGUGUCAUCCACUCGAGUUCGUCAUGCACUUGCCAAAGGUGAUAUGAAAUACGUGACGGAGCUUUUGGGACGCCAUCAUCGCCUUAUAGUAAGGGUUAAAAACAGUGAAAAUGUUUUUAGAGAGAGAAAGAGGUUAUUGGUACCUAGGUCGUGUUUGUUGAAUCUUGCACCAAAAGAAGGUCUUUAUGAAAAUUGUUCGCUCGUGAUUGGUGAUGAUGAUCAGAAUGUGGUGGUACCAUGCAGACUCGUUAUUGACACUACAGAUAUUCAUUUAGAAUUAUUGGAUGAAUUAGCUCCUCCGAUAAAUACGAAUACUCAAUACUUCGAGUCAUUGGGUAUCGAAUUUAGUGACUCCAAAGUUUAACGUUAUCUAGAUUUUUAUUUGUCUUGCUUAUUUUGCAUUGCCAUUUAUAAUUUUCGAUACAAAAAUUUAUUCUUGCCCCGACAGGAUUCAUACCUUCAGAUGCAAGGAUCAGUUUCUGUUUCGUAGCUGAUUUAUAUAAACUAGUAAAUUUGAUUAUGAUUGUAUGUACGAGAGUAGGGUUUAGCGAGUACACGUAUGUGGCUACAGGUUCCUUUGAUAAAAAAGAAAGAAAAAAAGUGAUAGUAUAAAAUGUGCUUUUGGAUAUGGUGGUGUUGUAUUUGAUUAAUCCUCAUUUAUUAUUAUGUGAAGGAUGAAUGAAUGGAUGAUUCUCUA
Messenger RNA from Erythranthe guttata (spotted monkey flower), 1640 nucleotides. RefSeq names its product FAD synthetase 1, chloroplastic. Gene Ontology annotation, biological process: riboflavin biosynthetic process. Gene Ontology annotation, molecular function: FMN adenylyltransferase activity. The record is from RefSeq and is a predicted model, not a curated record. NCBI's taxonomy places the organism in Eukaryota, Viridiplantae, Streptophyta, Magnoliopsida, Lamiales, Phrymaceae.